Molecule: messenger RNA, 567 nt
Organism: Daucus carota subsp. sativus
Lineage: Eukaryota; Viridiplantae; Streptophyta; Magnoliopsida; Apiales; Apiaceae
Product: AT-hook motif nuclear-localized protein 15-like
Exons: 1
Coding region: 1-567 (188 amino acids)
Cellular component (GO): nucleus
Molecular function (GO): DNA-binding transcription factor activity; minor groove of adenine-thymine-rich DNA binding
Source: RefSeq, a predicted model, not a curated record
AUGAGUAAUUCAAGAAAAUUUGAUGGAUCCCCGUCCGCACUUCUCCCGGAAGAAAAUCACGAGGAACCCAAGUCCAAGGAUACAAGCUCACCAUCUGCAGCUCCAGGGAGACAUGGAGGAGCCCCUCAAUUUUCGUUCAAUUCUGAUGGGUCUUUAACGACCAACAGUGAGUCGAUGAAUGGCAUCAACAAACCAGUCAUUCUGGAAAUCCCUAGUGGAUUUGAUGUCAUAAGUUGUGUGGUGCAAUUUGCACUGCAUUUCGGGCUUUUUGUAACUGUGCUUACUGGCCAUGGACUCAUUUCUGAUGUCGAUGUUGCCUAUUCACCCGGUGCAAUCCGUCCGCUGUGCAGUUCUACAUGCUAUCACAUAAUUUCAUUUUCGGGGACUUACCGUGGUUCAAAUGCUGCUUCUGGAAACAUUAUUAGUGUUUUCCAUGUUCAAUUUGUAGAUGAUAAGGGUAAUGUUAUGGGGGGACGAAUUCUGUCUCACAUGAAAGCAGCAAGUACUGUUACGCUUGUUCUUGCUGUUUCUAAAACGCUUGUUCUUGCUGUUUCUAAAAACGCCUGA